AUGACUGACCUAGCAACAACAGCAGCAACAGUUGUCGCAACUGUAGAAGCAUUAACACCUCAGGAAAACUCUACUCUUACUACUGCAGACCAAACAUCUUCCAGUAAUGAUCACAUUCCUAAAAUCUUGAAAGACGAAGCAAAACCAACUGAGGAAAAACUUUUGACUCUAACAAGAAAACUUUUUCUAUUAUUUUUCUUACCAUUAGAAGCCCCUCUAUCAGAACUUUCACCAUCACCAUCAACUUUAGCUUUGACUUCUUCUCCUACUGGAGUAUCGGGAAGUGUUUUAUCAUCAGCUUUUAUAACGUUAACAGUAUCUUUAGCUGGUGGGUUUUGCUCUUCACCUGUGGUUGUAGUAGUGGCGUCAGUUGUUGGUUUUGGUUCUGGUUCAGAAGGUUUCGUUGAUUCAGCAGUGGUGGUUUCAGCGGUAACUGGAGUGGGGAUCAAUGGUGUUUAUUUAACAUCAUAA
Molecule: messenger RNA, 471 nt
Organism: Entrophospora sp. SA101
Lineage: Eukaryota; Fungi; Glomeromycota; Glomeromycetes; Entrophosporales; Entrophosporaceae
Source: the annotation of a GenBank genome assembly